Molecule: messenger RNA, 3614 nt
Organism: Amoebophrya sp. A120
Lineage: Eukaryota; Dinophyceae; Syndiniales; Amoebophryaceae
Source: the annotation of a GenBank genome assembly
AGAAAAGCGUGAGUGUUCUUGCCGUGUUGUUGCAUUGUUGAGGAACAGGCGUAGAAAAAAAUGUGGAAUUUUGCACAUCAGUGGUGCUUAGAAAUUAUUUGCGAUGUGGUCUAAUGAAUAUUUUUUAUUGUGACGAUACCAACUCCUGCUGGUAAAAAAGAUCAAGAUCAUGCUGACUGGUUCCAGCCCAAGCAUCGACCUCGUAACGCUAGUGAAGGAAGCCCACACGACGACGACGGCGUUCGGAAAUGGUCAAGGCACUUCUGCCGCAGCAACCGCGAGCGAUUACCAUUUUCUCCAAAGGCUGGAAAAAGCCUUGUGGGAAAAGCGGGAACAGCAGCUGGCACUAGUCGAAGAAGAAGACUGCGUCGCGGCGCAAAAUAAAUCCCGUCAUGCCCAUUCUGCCCGCUCGACCCAGUCUGGGACGAGCAGGCAGCAUCCACCUGCUAGUGGAAAUAUUAAAACGCAAGAACACGCUACUUCGUCCUCCACGGUCCGGCAGUUGUCUACUGCUCCCAGCACGUCUACUUCGACCGCGCCGUCCUUCGGUCUCAACCUUCUUAACCCGCUGACCUACAAGCGUUGCUUGGAGCUCUCAUCCUCGAAAGAGCAGACCAACAGCACGAUCUUGGAGAAGAUCGACAACAUAAACCAGGCUGGACGAGGACGAGGAGGACGCGCCACGGACUCCGACUUUGAGGCGGUUGACAAGCUGCAAUCGCUGCACCUGGAGUGGCAACGGUUGCAACCGGUUUUGAGUUUGCCACUGCACCCGUUCCGGAGUCUGAAGAACCUCUACCUGCAGUAUAAUUUUUUGACCGACGGUAUGGGGUUCUCAAACGUUACAUUCUCACCUGUUACAUGAAUUUGUCAUGCAAAAGCACCAUCAUCAUCCUCACGAUCAAGCUGCUUCGCAUGACAAAUUAGCGAAGGGCUACGCCGCACCUAAAUCUGCGCCAAACUUGUAAUGCAAAAGGCGCAAUCUUCCUCCUUUCACUUUUGCCAGUCUUGCGUUACAAAUUCAUGUAACAGCUGAGAAUGUAACAUUUGAGAACUUCAUAGAAUGGGUUUGGGACGAACUCAUCGGGUUAGACCAGUUGGAGCUGCUCGCCUUUAUCAAAUGUAAAAAUGUCUGGGUCUGGAAGAAUUCAUGUCUGUCAUGCUUGUCUGGCAUGACUCUUAAAUUUGUCAUGCACGUCACCCAAGAGCUCCGUGUUUCUGUGAUGCAGAAGCGCAUUUUGUCCUGCAGAAUAGGCAACACCUAGGAGCUCAGAAACUUGUCAUGCUGAGCCAGCAUCUGUAGCCUCAUCAUGAGACGCCACCCAGCAUCACAAGUUUCCAGACCCAGACAUUUUUACAAUCCAUAGCCUUGCAGCACAACCGACUAACGACCGUGAAGGCAAAUUUCCAAUAUUACAAUGAAAAAUGCCCCCACCCCCAAACUUGAAAGCAUUUGUAUUGCAAAUCUUUCCAAAUGAAACAUUCGCCCUCUUGCGUGCAUCAGCAUCACAGAUUUCCGAUCGUGAAUAGCAAAAAUUUGUAUUGCAAAAGAUCCCAGCAAGAGCGGUGCUUGUCAUGCAAGCGAUGCGAAACACGACUAGAAUCUGCAUCAGAAAGGUUCAUACUCCUUUCAUGCAUGACAAAAAGUUUUCAUUUGGAAACUUCGCAUCACAAAUUUUUGCAAUUUCAGGGGUGGGGGGCAUUUUUCACUGUGAUAUCCAAAACGCGGGAUUCGGGGAAACCGGAGGGAAGGCAUUGUUGGUACGCGUUGAUGUAUAACUUUAAUUUAAAAUGAUAAAGAUAAAGGCUCGGCUCGCAGCGUGUCGUGGCCUAGACAGGUGGAGAUGAUCAUGACUCUAUUCCUUUGUUGCCUAAGACUUUGCGAUUUUAACUCGGAUUUUUACUCGUCAGCAAAAAACCGCAGCAGAAACAAAUUAUCCAACAAGGAUCAUUCUCAAAAACUCGAAAUCGUUAUCAGGUUCUCGAUUGCAGCUCAAACCGCAUCACAGAUUGGAACUUCGACACUUUGGCUACACAUUUUCCGCAAAGCUUGUGCAUUCUGAAUGUGGCGGACAACCCAGACAGUAUCUUGUUGAUAGAGGGCCCCCCUUCGCUACACGACAAGCAGGCACCUCCGCCGCGUUCUCACCAGCGCACCUCCACCGAGGCUGCCACGAGCAGCACAUCAAUCACAAGAAGGAAGAAACUACUCCUCGACUACCUCCCAGACCUGGCGGUUUUCAACGGAUCUGAUCUCGAGCGAGACACCGAAGAUCCUGAUGGGGAAAGCAAAUCAGACAAAGGCGAAGAAGGAGGAGUCUCAUCUAAGUUUCUGGACGUCGUCGACACGACCAAAGUAUUAGACGAUUUUCCACCAGCUGCGGACUUCCACAUUUUUGGCGAGCAAGAAGGAACAGAAGAAAACAACACGAAGCCAUCGUCCAACGACAGCCUCGAUCACCACGCGGUGGAAAAGCGGACAUUGUUUGAAGAGAUCAGGAAACAGAUGGAGGCGCUUGAACUCGCUGAGAAGGUCGACGUGCCGGAUGAUGUGCCCGAAAUCAGCUUGACAAGCCAGCAGCGCAGGUUUCUCGCCCGCGUCAGAACGAAGAACGGAGGGUGUCAUGAGGAACAGCAAGACUAUGACUACGGCGGUGAAGAUCAUGUUGAGGAAAAGGGGGAAGAUUAUGAUUGCGGAGCGGGCGAUGUUGACGAGGUAGAACUCGUUGAUGCAGCUCCUGUGCCGUCGUUGCACCAAACAGCAAACGAUGCAAAUCAUAUACCAACAUCUGGUCCGACGAGGACAGCAGCAACCGUAGCAGAAGUUCCACCGCCCGAGGAUUUGGAUUUACGGGCGGACGAGGAGGUUCUGCAAGCUUUGGCUGCGAAACGGACGCUGCUAAGACGGAAACGCAUUUUGGAAAAGGAAAUGCAGAAGGAAAUUGAAGCGUUUGAGCUUGUCGCGCAAAAUAAAACCAACAGCGGUGCUGGUGCUACUUCUAACUCGUUUCUUUUCCGAAGCAGUGGUGCAUCGCCAUCGGCUUCUACCACGAGGCAAAGCCACGACAGCACGUCGACAGAAGCUGGCGUCCCGGGAAGUAGUAGAAAUACAUUCGCUAUUAAUGAAAGAAUGGAAGCAAGAAGGCAGCGGAGAGAGUUGGAAACAUACGAGGCGGAUCUUCCACUGGAAGAGCAGUACCAGAUCUGGAAUACAGCGAGAAAACUGGCGUCCGAAGCGUCGACGUUGGUAGUCCCGCCGGAAGGGGAGGCGGCUUGAGAUGAGUCAUGCGUUUUAUUCAUCUGUUGUAACUUAGACUUUGUUCACACGAGCUCGAGCAUCGACAGAACAACCGCAUGGCGACCGCCUUCCAAAAUUUGCCUCCUCCCAAUGAUGUUGAAUGGGCUAGAAGCGACUACAUCAACUACACCGGCGAUGAAGAAGACCUUUUGCUUUUAAUUAUCUUUCUGCUCUGUUGAGUCGGGCUCGGAUGUUCGCAGUAUAGUUAGCGGCAAGUACUAGCGGAUCUGUCCUAUCAAGCAGAGGCAUUUAAUUAUCCCACGUAGUCUUCAACAAGAGCCUUCGGUUGAACGAUUAUAUCCUGUUUCAUAUUCAU